UUUAUAAAAAUUUUUAUUCAUAAUAUAUAUGUUUUAUAAAGUUUAUAGUAAAUUUACUAAAUUGAAUUUAUUAAUGAUUUUUCUUUUAUUAAUAUAAAGAAUUUUUGACAAGGAAUUCAUAAUAUUAUAUUUAAAUUAUUAAAGUAGUUCUUUAUCUUAAAUAAACAUACUUAAAAUCUUAAAGCAUUUGUAAAAAUGUCUGAUGAAUCAGUAGAGGAGAGUCAAGAAAUUAAUAAAGUUGAAGAAUGUGUAAUUAUCAAUUCUAAUUUCAUAGAGGAAAAAUCAAUUAAAGAAAAACAAAUUAAUAAAAAGGAUUCUAGUAGUAUUGAUGAAGAUAAUGAAACAUUCAUUUUAGAUGAAAUAGAUUAUAAUUCAUGUAACUAUGAAGAUUUACCAGAAGGUUGGAAAAAAUAUGAUCAUGAUAGUGGUAUGCCAGUUUACUUACAUGAAGAAACUAGAGUUUGCACUUUUUCAAGACCAUAUUUUCUAGGUGUUCAUAGCCUCAAAAAUCAUGAAGUUCCCAUAUUAAAUGUACCCUGUUUAGACUACAAGGAAAGAUUAAAAAAGAUGUCUGAUGAUUGUGGUAAUAGUGGUUUACAUAAUGAUUAUCCUACAACAUUAAGUCAUGAAAAAUAUAGAGAAUAUUGUAAAAAUGUUUUUCGAUUUAAAAACAUUAAAUUCAUGCGUUUUAGUUCUUGGGAUAAACGCCGUGAGUAUAUUCGUAUGAUUAAAGCUGAUCGGAGACGAAAAGAUUUACCAAAACUAAAAGAUAAAUCACAACUCAUUUCAUUCCCUAUUCAAAACUCUAUUGAUAAAAAUUCACCUAAAUCUGAUGAACAUUGGAUUAUCAAUUUAAAUGGUAAAAGUUAUGUUAGCAUUUUACAUGAAUAUAUUCAAAGAGUUUUGAAAACACAGCCAUCGUAUGAGUUCAAAGAGCUUGAAAAUGCUAGAUACCCUUAUUUAGCUACUGUUAUUUUGGAUGGCAUGCAAUAUGGUGUUGGAAUUGGAUCUAGCAAAAAACAAGCAAAAUUAGAUGCAGCUAGAGCUACUUUAGAAAUUUUAUUACCUUCAGUUAAAGAUCGUAUUCAAGUAAAUCGAAGACAUGCUAUGAAUGAACGACAAGGAAACAGUAAUUUUGGCGGAGCCACACUAUUUGACGAACUUAACAUAAAAGAUUCCAGAAUAUCUGAAUUUUGUGCUCAAGCUGCUGAAACUAUGCCAUAUGAUAUGCUAAAUAUUUGUGUUAAAAGAAAUUUCGGAGAUAAUGCAAAUGUGGAUUGUCAUAUGGAAAGAAUGCAAAGUGGUUCAGAUUCAGAAAUAUUUUAUCGAUGUACUAUGUCUAUUAAAGAACAUACAGCUACAGUUAUUUGUAAAAAUAAACGAGAAGGUCGCCAAAAGGGAGCACAAGCAUUAUUGAAGGUUUUACAUCCACAUAUAAAUGUUUUUGGUUCGUUAUUAAGAUUAUAUAAUCACCAAAAUUUUGGUAAUGGCUGUGAAAAAAAACUUGACGAACCUGGUAUUUCUAGUCCUAAACCUGUUACUGGGCCUAAUUAUAAUAUUUUGAAAAAACUGAAAGAAGAAAUGUCUAAGCUAGAAAAUCCAGAAGAUUAAUUAUAAAUAAGUAAAAUAAAAUUAUGCAUAGAUGGUUUUUUUUCAACUCAAGUAAACUUUUGUGAAGUGUAAUUCUUUGCAUAAAAAACACAAUAACAUAUUGGUAAUAUAAAUGUUGGACCAGUAUUAAUAUAGAAAUAAUUAUUUGACAGCUUACAAGGUAGAAUUAAACAAUUUUUAUUUACAAUUAAUUUUAUUUGUUUAAUGCCUUUAAAAAAUGUUUAUUUUUACACAUAAAUAUAUGUAUAAUAAUAUUUA
Messenger RNA from Daktulosphaira vitifoliae (grape phylloxera), 1869 nucleotides. Its product is annotated as microprocessor complex subunit DGCR8-like. Gene Ontology annotation, cellular component: microprocessor complex. Gene Ontology annotation, biological process: primary miRNA processing. Gene Ontology annotation, molecular function: primary miRNA binding; double-stranded RNA binding; heme binding. The transcript is spliced from 11 exons. The coding region runs from base 196 to 1611 and encodes 471 amino acids. The record is from RefSeq and is a predicted model, not a curated record. Lineage: Eukaryota; Metazoa; Arthropoda; Insecta; Hemiptera; Phylloxeridae.